AUGUCGAUUGAAGAUGACCUUAAUACUAUAAUUGGUGAAAACCCCCCCGCCAGGAAGACAACUAAAUAUCGUCGUCGAGAUUUGAGAAAUGGAUUGGCAUCGAGGCUUGGACAGGGAUCUGGUGAAUCUCGAGAAGAUGUAAGACGCGAUUUAGAUCCAGAUUCCUACGCCAAGUCAGCUCGGCUGUACAACGAUGAAGACGUGAGAGGUUCUCUACCGAAGCCCAAAAAGAGACUUCGCAUUAUGCAGAUUCCACUUGACGUCUCCGAUUUUACUGUGGAAGAUUUGGUAAAAGAAGUAGCGACCCCGAUCUACGCCAACUUUUACGACCAUCCCGAAAGCCGCACAGGGGUUUUUGAGUUUGAUAACACGACUCAAUUGGAAGAAGUGGCUAAAGCGUUCACAGACAAGGAAAUCAAUGGAUCUAGACUUUCCGUGGAAAUUUAUGAGCUCAAGGGACGUCAAAACCGUCGUGUGCAAAAAAGAGGACAUCACGGAGGUCAGCGUGCCCAGCGUGGUGGUCAGCGUGGCGGUCGGCGGGGUGGCCAGCGAGGAUCUGUCGAAAAGCCUAGUGCGGAUCAGUUGGACCAAGAACUUGACGCUUACAUGAGAAAUUGA
Lachancea sp. 'fantastica' is the source of this 618-nucleotide messenger RNA. The record is from the annotation of a GenBank genome assembly. NCBI's taxonomy places the organism in Eukaryota, Fungi, Ascomycota, Saccharomycetes, Saccharomycetales, Saccharomycetaceae.